Molecule: messenger RNA, 9586 nt
Organism: Anolis carolinensis (green anole)
Lineage: Eukaryota; Metazoa; Chordata; Lepidosauria; Squamata; Anolidae
Gene: prr12
Product: proline rich 12
Exons: 14
Coding region: 416-6493 (2025 amino acids)
Source: RefSeq, a predicted model, not a curated record
AAGCACGGGAUUGUGGGAGGAAGCGGAGCGGAGCGCAGACAGACGCCCAGCGAACAUGGCUGCACCAUGAGCCGCCUCCCAGAGGCUCUCCGCCGCCGCCGCUGCUACUGCCGCCGCCUCCGCCUCCUCCCAGGGCCGCCUCGCUCUCAGCGCCAGCCCGCGGCUUGAGGCCAGGCCGAGUGCGGGGCGGGAGGGGGAAAGGAGGAAGGAGCCAGCGAGGGAGGGGGAGGAGGAGGAAGAGGAGGAGGAGGAGAGAGAGAGAGAGAGGGACCCCCUCCGCCCUCCCUCCCUGCCUUCCUUCUCCUUCCUUCCUUCCUUCCCUCCCUCCUCUCCCCGCUCGCCCGCCUCUCUCCUCCCCAUCGAGCGCCUCCUCCGCCGCCGCCAGGAGGGGCCCAGCGCCCAGGCUGGCCUCCCCAUGGAUAGGAACUACCCCAGCGCCGGCUUCGGGGAUCCGCUGGGCGCCGGCCCGGGAUGGAGCUACGAGCGCUCGGCCAAGGCCAGCUUGGUGUAUGGCGGAUCCCGGAGCUCACACCCAGACACAGAUAUCUUACACCGCCAAGCAUACGCCACCCCUCAUCCUCUGCAGGGCUACGCCACAAACCACCACCCGGCAGGUCUUUCUGGCCUGUUCGAGACAGGGCUCCAUCAUGCCAGCAGUGCCACACCAGACGCCUCGGUCAUGAACCUCAUCUCGGCGCUGGAGUCACGAGCACCACAACCAGGCCCUUCCGCCUCUUCCCUACUCUCCCAGUUCCGCACCCCAUCCUGGCAAACAGCCAUGCACACUCCGGCGCCUGCUGAGCUCUUCAUCUCAGGGGCGCUCCCAGGCUCCGGCACCUUCCCUUCAUCCUCAGCGCUCUCUGCUUACCAGCACCCGGCCUCCUUCAGUGGGCGCAGCUUCCCAGUCACUUCCUCACUCACAUUGCAAGAUGCUACCUUCAGCCCAACCUCCAAUGGUCUCUUGUCUCCUCACGAUCCUUUGCUUCACAUCAAGUCCUCGCAGUCGAGUGUCCCUUCAUCUCUCAGCUUUGACCGGCUGGGCAGUGCAGUGCUGGGUACAGGCUUGCCCUCCCAGAGCUCGGCUUAUCGCAGCGCUCAAGAGUCGGCUUCCCGUCACCUCCCUUCCCAGUUCAACCUUCUUUCAUCCUCGCUGGGGCCAUCCGACCAGACAUCCCAACUUUACAACACGUCUGUCUUUUCCAGCUCGCCUGCGUCCUCCAUUGAGCGGGCCAUCCCCCGGCAGGACAGUGUGAUCAAACAUUACCAGAGACCCUCCAGUGCCCAGCCGCAACUCCCUGCUGCCCAUUCCCUCCAGCACUACCUGAGCUGUGGGGGCAGCUAUCAGCAGAUGCCCCACCGUUCCAGUCUUUCCUGCAGCCCCCUGGGUGAACAGUCCCCUGCCAGCAGUGAAGGUUCCCAACAGCAGAAGACCCCACAGGCCUCACGACAAGAGCCCUCCCAAAGUUACCGUCCCAUUAUCCAGUCCCCUGGGUACUCUGGCACAGCCUCCUCUUCGAAAUCCAAGAGCUAUUCUGCCUCCCGCCAACCACCCCGUUCCACCGCCACACCCAAGUGCCAAAGCAACUACAGUUCAUCCACCCCCAAGCCUAGCUCUGUCAUUGCAAGCCAGUCCCAGGCCUAUUCACCCGGACAGCCCCAGAGCCUGCUUUCCAUGAGCCAAACACAGAGUUACUCUGUCAGCCAGCCACAGAAUCUCUCUUCGGUUAGCCAGGCAUCACAAGGUUUCAGCAGUAACCAGGCCCAAGAUCUCACAAGCGUAAGCAAAGCUCAGAGUUAUUCAACUACUGGUCAGGCGCAACAGGGUCAGGCUGGUCAGGGUGGGCAAGGGCUGCAGACCUGUCAGAAUCAGACUUACUCGCCUGAGCAACUGCAAGGCUUGUCAUCUGUUGGGUACAGUGUCCAGGCUGAGCCCCAUGUCUCUGUCAGUCAGACACCGAGUUAUGUACCAGCGCAUUCGCAAGGGAUGCCCACAGCCAGCCCAUCGUUAAGCUACAGCACUGGCCACUCACCGGCAAUGCCAGGCCAUAGCCAGUCCAUUGGCUAUUCACAUAGCCAGAACCUUCCAGACUCGAGUCCUUCACAGAUCAUUCGGCCUCUCCAGUCGCCCACUGCUAACCGACCGCAGAGUGUGGCAUCGCCUGGGCAGUCUCAGAAGUAUCUCACUUCUGUGCUUUCUCCUUCCUUCAUGCAGUCAGCUCACACCCAGAGCUAUCAGAGUUCCCAAGGAGGGUUGGAGAGAACACCGUCUUAUGGUAAAUCCAAGACUGACUCAGACCUGCUCUCAUCUGAGCGGACAGACGAUGAGGAGUUCUUGAUCCAACACCUACUGCAGUCACAGAGUCCACCUAGGGUGCCCACGGAAGGGAUGGUGGAGUGUGAAGAGAGGUCUGGGAAAGGGAUGAGUUACGAGCUGAGUAAGACAGAGGAGCGUUAUCAUUUGCAGAGCGUCAUCCGGACCAACUCUAAUCUGGACAACCAGGGCCUUGAGAUGUCUCUGCAGAGCCUAAAAGACAAGAAGAAAGGCGAGAGGGCCAAGGAGUAUCCACACACACGCUCGACACCAGAGUCUUUGGCCACCUCUGUGGUCCAUUACAGUCAUCAAGCUGGUUCCAUGGACUCUUACGGCCAAGAGAUCAAGAAGUCAGUGGAACAGCACCUCCAGGGAGGCCACAUGGACACAGGUGGCAAGGAGAUUUCGCAAGCCCACUCCUAUUUGCAGAAGACUCCUGAGCAUGCCUCACAGCCUCACCCCAUGGAGCCACAUGGACUCAUGCCUGGGCAGCAGGGUGCCUCAUUGAUGUUGGACUCCCCUCCUGACUUGCCCUCUCUUUCCCUUUCACAGCAGCAACAGCAACAACAGCAGUCCCAGCUGCUCCAGUCAGUUCUGACACACACCCAGAGCCAGCUGCACUCACGUGGGAAAGUUCGGACUCCCCUGGAUGUCCACAUGAUGGAGCCUCAGCGCAUGCACCAGGCAGAAGCCCCCUCUCCGCAACUUCAGAUGCAGGCAUUGGAAGCCCACCUGCACCAGGCACAUGUGCGUUCCCAGAGCAUGGAGGCCCAGCUCCUUGAGCCACAACAGUCUCCGCAGCUCCAGGGUCAGCUCCAGUCAGAGAGGAUGCAGUCUGAGGGCAUGGAGGUGAUGCCACAAGGCAAUCUGUCCCAAUCACAAGAGAUCCAGGAUUUCUUGGAGCCAGAAUUGAGCUUGGAAUCCCACCUGGGGCAAAGUGGGGCAGUUCAAAAUCAGCAGCAUCUUCUUCCCGAUGCCACUUUGGACCCGGACUCCUCACAGCAAGUUCCUCAAGGACAACUUGAGGGCAAAGAUCAGUUUGAGAGUUCUAGCCCGCAGGGAGCCAAACAGCGUUUUGUUCCCUUGACCUCCAUUUGCUUCCCAGACUCCUUGUUACAAGAUGAAGACCGAAGCUUCUUCCCAGGCAUGGAGGACAUGUUUGGGCCUCCUCCCUGUGCUGGGGAUGAAUUCCCUAAGCCAGAUGAUGGCACACAAGGCAUGGAGAGGGGCGAGGGGAUGAAAGGAGGGGGCUAUGACAUGAUGCAAGGAGGACAAAGCUAUCAGAGCUAUUGCCAUUCUGAAAGUGGGGAUGGGCAGCACUUGGGAUUAGAUUCUGUGUCUGUCAAACACGAGUUGCCAUCAACAGUCAACACGGAACAGUUGGGGCUAAUCCAGUCUGGCCAACACGGGACACCUCCUGUUUCGGAAUCUAAGUCAGGCUUGACAUCACCAAUAUUUUGUUCCUCCAAACCCAAGAAGCUGCUGAAGACGUCAUCCUUUCACUUACUCAAGAAACGGGAGCCACCGUUCCAGCCACCCAAAAAGAAUUAUGCCCAGGAGUAUGAGUUCGAAGAUGACGAGGACAAGGAGGAUGUCCCGGCUGAUAUCCGCCUCAACAGCCGCCGCCUGCCUGACUUGCUGCCCGACCUCAUUUCCAGCUGCCGCACCAACCGGACAAGCCUCAGCCCCAUGGGGGACAUAGACUUCUGCCCGCCUAACAGCGGCCUCAUGGAGGGGCCCAAACGACGGGGCCGCAAGCCCACUAAGCCCAAGCGAGAAGGCCCACCCCGACCCCGUGGCAGGCCCCGCAUCAGGCCCCUGACUGAACCACCCCACGGCGUGGCUCACGACGGCACCAAGAAACCCCGAGGCCGGGGGAGAGGGAGGGGCAAGAAAGCUGGGGAGGAGGGGGUGGAGCCAGGAGGAGGCUUGGAGUCACUCAAACCACUCAAGAUCAAACUGCCAGUCCCAAAAGGCUUGGAAGGCUCUCAGCUGGAGGUUCCUGCUCCAUCUCACCAACCCCCUCAAGAGAGUAGCUUGGACAGCAGCCAGACUCGAGAGAAGAUCAAACAGAAGAUCAAGGAGGUGGAAGAGAAGCAGCCUGAGAUGAAAUCAGGAUUCAUGGCCUCCUUCUUAGACUUCCUGAAGUCAGGCAAGCGACAAACGCUACCUUCGUCAUCAUCCUCUACAUCAGCCACGGUUGGGCCACCUGGGACCUCGGCUCCUGUGGCCUCUUCUUCCGGAAGCCCCUCCAAGACGCCACGUCCCCCAUCGGCUGCGUCCUCCUCUUCCUCUUCCCAGCCCCCACCUCCCUUCGGUGUGGCACCUUCAAUGUUGUCUGGGGGAUUGGAUGGAACAGAAGGAGACCCAUCUGGACUUGUUAUGAGUUGUACCAGUCCUUGCAAGAGGCUGGACGAGGAGCUGAAGCGUAACCUGGAGACGCUACCCUCCUUCUCAUCUGAUGAGGAGGACUCUGUGAGCAAGAACCAGGACCUCCAGAAGAGCAUCUCUUCUGCCAUCUCGGCACUCUAUGACCCCACUGACCGUAAGGAGGGAGAGCCUAGCGAUGUUCCACCAGUGGAAGAGAAAGCCCCCAGCCCGGCCCCCUCAUUGGAGGCAGAAACCCAGCAGGAACUGCCCCCGCCUCCCAUUUCCCCAGCUCCAUCACCCAAGGAGGCUCCACCUGUCCCAGAAGAGCCACCAACCCAGGCAUCUCCUGAACCUGAGGAUCCUGAGGACACCCGACCCCUACACCUUGCCAAGAAACAGGAGACGGCAGCCAUUUGUGGGGAGACAGACGAAGAGGAGGUGGAAAGCGGUGGGGAAGGAAUCUUUCGAGAACGUGAUGAGUUUGUCAUACGUGUUGAAGAUGUCCAGGCCCUCAAGCUUGCCCUUCAGACGGGGAGGGAGCCACCCCCAAUCUGGCGGGUACAGAAGGCUUUGCUUCAGAAGUUUACACCUGAGAUUAAGGACGGACAGCGUCAGUUUUGUGCUACAAGCAAUUAUCUGGGUUAUUUUGGUGAUGCUAAGAAUCGAUACCAACGCCUCUAUGUUAAGUUCUUGGAGAACAUCAACAAGAAGGAUUACGUACGUGUCUGCUCCAAAAAGCCUUGGCACCGGCCUCUGCAAGCUGUCAGGAGACAGAGCCAACCCAAAGCCUCUGGCCCCAAGGUCCCAGUGACACCCAAAGUUGAGAAACCCGAGAAGCUGGAAGUCACAGAAAAGACUGAGAAGCCAGAAAAGCCCUCCAAGCCGGAGAAGCCCCCCAAGGCUGAAAAGCCAGAGAAAACGGAAAAGCCCCCCAAGGCUGAGAAAGGGCCUAAGCUGGAAAAGCCCCCCAAGCUUGAGAAGGCUGAGAAGCCUACCAAGGUGGAAAAAACGGCCAAGGCAGAGAAGCCCCCCAAACUGGAGAAAGUGGACCUUCCUCCUCCUGUUCCUGCGAAAGCUGCCUCAGCGAGUGGAACCUCCAAACCCAAACCUAAGCCGGCCAAAGUGAAAGCUGAGCCACCUCCCAAGAAGAGGAAAAAAUGGCUGAAGGAGGCAGCAUCCUCCUCCGACUCGGAGUCCAGUCCUGAUCAGCAGAGUGAGGAAGAGCGUGUGCUGACCGGACGUAUUCUCAAUACACGAGCCAUGAAGGAGAUGUACCGCAGCUACGUGGAAAUGCUGGUCAGCACUGCCCUCGACCCAGACAUGAUUCAAGCUCUUGAGGAUACAAAUGAUGAACUUUACCUCCCACCUAUGAGGAAGAUUGAUGGGAUAUUGAAUGAUCACAAGAAAAAAGUGCUGAAAAGGGUGUCUCUUAAUCCAUCACUGCAGGAGGCGCUCCACACGUUUCCCCAACUCCAUGCUGAGACGUGCGACACCACAGUUAAGAUACGUCCGAGUGGUGAGCCUUACAACCGCAAGACGCUCAACAAACUCAAGAAGAAUGUAUCCAAACCACAGGAAUUCAGUGUGGAAGUGGAGAAGUCCUUUUUCUACACUCUGUACCAUUCCCUUCACCACUACAAGUACCACACUUUUCUGCGUUGUAAGGAUGAGACGACGGCAAUUGAGGGUCAGGACGAGGACCUGGGCCAGGAGGAAGUGGUGCAGCAGUGCAUGCGCAACCAGCCAUGGCUAGAGAAACUGUUUGACUCCUUCAGCGAGUUGCUGACUCAGGCGCAGAAUAAAUGUGCGUGACGCAGCCGCCAGAGCCACGCCCCGGGAGGGGCUGCCUAAAUCCCGCCCCUCUGCAGAGCCAGAGCAGGAAGUGGGGAGAGGAAGGUCGAGGGGUACCAUUACAAGCAAGGAGUUCAGACCCAGCUGACCACCACCCCUUCCCUUUCCAGGUUUUCUUUUUUUUUCUUUCUUCAAAGCAGGAUCUGGGAUGGGACUCCUUAUUUUAGGGUGGGUGGGGUGUGUGGGAAGUUUGCAAUGGCAGAGAGGACAUGUCGAGGAAGGUUCUCAUCAAACGUUGGGUGGUUGGACAACCCCUUUCCCUUUCGCCCUGGCUGUACAGAGAAAUAUUAUUUAUAUAUAAAUGUAUAAAUGUCUAAUUGAGCAGCCUUGCCCCCUGCUCUGGUGGGGGGUGGGAGAGUAGGAGAACCUAUAGGAAGGUCAAGGUGGUGUGUGAUUUAGAGCUGGGAGGCUGGGAUCCCGGACUCCUGGUUUUUGUUCAGGGUGAAGGGAAGUGGAAGUUGGGUCGGUAAGCAGCAAAGAGAAUGGAGGGAGCAAAAGGUUCUGGGUUUCUUGGUGUCUGUCCUGCACCUCUCCUGUCAAGAACCUUUACUUCUCCGUAGCAAGAGUUCAGAAUUGGAGUGUGAGGGAUGGUGUGCUGGGCCACCCUUGUUACCAUAUUGGAUCCUAUUCACAGUCUGACCAGGUAGGAUGUAACCCUGCUUCCCCAUCUUUCUCCUCCUGGUCAACAAACAAACACAUCUCCGCCAAAUAAACCGUUGUUUUGAGGUGCAGGGAGAAGGAAGCCUCCACCAUCCCAUCCACUGAUAGCGGUCACCUCUGUUCUUGCUUCCAACAGGACUAUUUAUUGCCAAGUUCCUCCUUCCCAACCAUAGCUUGUUCCAGAAGGUGUUUUUUUCUGAAGCAUUAUUAUUCUUUCACUCAAAAUUGCUGCUGGUGGACCUGCCGCAAGCCACUUUCCCCCCCCCUCCUUUUUGCCAUUGGGUUCAGGAGUCUAGCUCUUUCGGACAUGUGGAACAUCUCCCCUAACCCUACUCAAUAUCCCUUUGGACUAGCUAACAGUUAAUGGGCAAGGAAGGGAGCAUAAUUGCAUCCAUAGCAAACUGCCUGCACCAAGUUUUCUUAAAUCUCCCCAUAUCUCUCUGCCCUGGAUUUCUGAACUGGCCCUUGUUGGAUCACCGGAGGGCUGCAGUUGAGGGCAAUCAGAGCUCCUUUGGGGAAAGGGUCAUCCUUUUCCCCUCCCUAUUCUCCCCUUAUGGUGUUUGACAAGGCAGGCAUCUGCUCCCUCUCCUCCAGCUGUAUAUACUGUAUAGGAUAAAAAGUCUAUGUAUCAUAUUGUAUUUGACUAACUUGAACUUAACAACGCGCAGGAGUUUCUCUCUUUUCUCUCAUUGUAGCUGUGAUGUUCUUUGGUUUGGACUGAAACUCAUUAGGAGGUCAUUAUUUUUUUAAGAACUCAUUGUUGUUGUUGUUAUUGAGGGGGAAGGGAGAUUCUGUGUCCCUACCCCUCUCCCACCCUCCUAAGCAAAGGUCCCCCCCUAAACCCUGAGCUGAAAGGCUAAAAUGAACAUUUUAGAUAGAGGAUGAAUUAAGUCCCAGCCCUGGCUAUGACAUCUUCAAUUCACAAUUCACCAGUAUUUCUACCCUGAGGUUCACCACUUCUUUUGUUUCUUCUGGAUCAUCCUGAUAAUUUCCUUCACACACAAAUAGUGACCAGUUAGCCAGUCCUCCUCUGCCUUUUAACCCUUGGAUCUUCCUAGUGAUCUUCCCACCCCACCAGAUUCCCUUGUCCCAGCAAAUGUCUACCUCAUUCUUGCUCCCAAUGUUCUCUUUCUUUUCAAUUUGAUUUAAUUCAUCUGCCAUCUUUUCUAAUUUUAAAUUUGUUUUUAAUUUUAAAAAAUCCACUCCGCACAUGCAAUUUGAUUCUCCCUCCCCCCCCCCCCCCCCCAAUAUCUAAAUUCCCUGAUAUUUGCCAUUCUUUAGUCUUCCACCUUUUCCUCAAAGAUUCCUUGUUACUGACUUUUGUAAAUCUGCAGGGCAUGUCAAAAUUCCCCAGCACACUUCUACGUUUUUCAUGGAAGAGAGAGAGAGGAGAAAGAGGUGCGAAAAGGUACUUCAGAUGUGGAGAGGGAACAAAACUCCCUUUAACCCAGCAGAACGACUGUGGACAUAUCCCUGAACAGCACAGAAAUGUGUUUUAAGUGGCCCAUGUGGGUGUUUAGGUAGGUCAGGGUCUUUUAUAUAUACACAGCAUCCCUCCUGUCCCCAUAGAUCCUACCCUUCUCCCUAUUAUUUAUUGUGGAUGAAUAGAGGUUGGCAAGUAUGUAUGUGAGUGUGCGUGGAUGGAAAUUUGGUGUCCGUGAACCCCACUCAAAAUGGGGCGCUUCGUUUUUUUUUAAAGGGGAAGGAGGUGGACUGGCUGCCUUCUCGGAUAUUUUAAAGCUUGCGGUUUAGUUUUUUAACAAAACAGCUUUUCCUUACAAACCUGAUUACGAAGAUCUGUUGGGCCUUAGAGGUGAAGGAUUGUAGCUUGAACCUUGUGUGUGGAAAGAGGCUUAGUUGAACAUGGGUUUGAAGUAAUGAGGUGGGGAGAGGGAGGGUUUCACAGUACAGGGUUAAUAUUUGAGGAACAGAGAGCCAAGAGACCUCUCGGGACAACAAACCUGGUGCCAUCGAUCCCAUGCGAAACCUUGUGAAAGCAUCACUCCAGGAUGGAGGGGACUGAGUCGCCAAACCCUGACUACCAGAAUUGGAGAGGCCCAGCUCCAGGUUGAUGGAGAGAACACACACAAAUGUACCCUUUGCUUCCUGUGACAAAAAAAUAAGAGACUUUUCUCCCCGCCCCCCCCCCCCUCCCAAUUUGGAUCUCGGAAGGUCCCCUUUUUUACGACGUGUAUUUCUGUGUAUCUUGUUCGCGCCUCAAGGGUAUUGUUCUGAGAUAUGGGAUUUGUGUUCUGUAUUAUUGGAUGUUCCUAUAUAUUUUUAUUGUUUAUUAUUAGUGUCUGAGACGUUUUUUUCUCUCAAUAUGUAAAACUCACAUUGUAUACUGUGUACACAACAAAAUGACAAGAAACACUUUUCUUUGCAAAAACCAAA